Messenger RNA from Anastrepha obliqua, 509 nucleotides. RefSeq names its product diptericin-D-like. The transcript has 2 exons. NCBI's taxonomy places the organism in Eukaryota, Metazoa, Arthropoda, Insecta, Diptera, Tephritidae. The record is from RefSeq and is a predicted model, not a curated record. The coding region runs from base 26 to 391 and encodes 121 amino acids.
AGUUGCGAGCAGAAUAAUUCGAACGAUGUUUGCGAAAUUCUUACUUCCAAUGUGCAUUUUAAGCGUUGCUCUGGCGUUUCCCUAUGGCGAACAGCAGCAGGACGCACAGCUGGGACAGCUGGGCAUAUGGCAGAAUGACGCGCUGGCUUUGUCUGAGCCGUCGGAGCAAUUUGAGUCGCAGCGCUUCUAUCGCCAACUGAAUGUUCAGGGCGGAGGUAGUCCUGGCAAAGGCAUUGAUUUGAGCAUCGACACGCGCAUUCCUGUAUGGCAGAGUCACAAUGGGCGACACUCGUUCGAUGCGACCGGCCAAUAUUCCCAGCAUUUGGGUGGACCCUAUGGAAAUAGUCGCCCGAAUUGGGGAGCGGGUGGCGUGUAUACUUUUAGGUUUUAAAUUUUCCCUUUGAAUUUUAUAUAUAAAUGUGUAAUUACGAUUUGUUUAGUUUGCUAAAAUAGUGAAAAUUAUUAUUAGAGUAUAUGGAAAGAUUUUUGUAUACGCACCCUUUAUUCUA